AUGCAUGGAGCUCCGAUCAGAACGAUUACCGAUAACUUGUCACCACGAUCCAUGGUAACUGAGGAUCCAAAAACUGGCGAGAAGAAGUGGAUUGGCUUCGUGGCCAAUUUGCUGAACAACUUCAUUGAAAAGGUCAACGCAACCUUGGCCAUGCAGUCCGAAUUGGCCGAGGUGGAGGGAAAAAUAUUCUUUGUGAAUAUUUCAAAGUGGACUGCAAACGAUCUGCUGGAUAUCGGGAUGAGCGUGGACACCACUUGGGAAAUGACAAACUUCGAUACGUUCACGUAUCCCUAUCUGAUGUGCUCGUAUUGCUUCAUGGUGCCGCUUCCGGACAGGAUUCCCUACAACGAGGUGUACGGGGUGAUCAUAGACCCCGGUGUGCUAGCUUUGAUCUUUCUUAUAUUCUGCAUCUUCUCGGUGCUGCUGAUCUACAUCCAGGGGAGGUCCUUGAGUCUGACCAGUGUCCUGAUGAACGAUAUGUGUUUGAGGGGCUUCCUGUGUCUGCCCUUUCCCUUUCCCCGUCAAUGCAGCAGGAAACUGAACCCACCACCGCAGCCGAUGAUGCGUACAUUUGGCGAUUUGGAAGGGUCCAGGUACAAGAUUGCCAUGAACUGGGCCGAGAUGGAUAUGCUGAGACUCGAGAACAAUCGAAUCCUUCCGCACGUGAGCAACGAGCGGGUUGAGAUCUUCGAGGACUACCAUGAAUUCGUUAGGUUGCGGGAGUCCUUCAAUAGCAACUACGUUUUUCCCGUGACCAGUGUGCGCUGGGGCACCUACGACGAGCAGCAAAAGCUCCUAUUUAAUCCCGUAUUCUACUACUCCGAUGAAAUCUGCCUUAGCCGCGACAACAUACUAAGCUUUCCCAUUAGACGUCACUUGCCGUAUCGCAAUCUCUUCGAGGAACACAUCCUGCGGCAGAAGGAGUUCGGCUUGCUAAGCCACUGGAUCGAUCACAGCUUCCUGGAUAUGUUGAGGCUAGAACUUGCACCACCUACGGACUUGAGAGAGCCUCCAGAGGAACUGGCCAUCGGUGUGGAUGAUCUCUACUGGAUUCUAGGCUUCCCCCACUUGGAAGAUAGAGUAUUCAGUCUACUCGUGAGAUUACAAUUGGAGGAGUUCUAUGACACACUGCUUAUCUACGGAGACGAUUGUGUUUUUCAUUCAACAUCCCGACGAUUGAAUGCUUCCACAGUGCUCGUGUCCUCGGGCAGCUCCAACUUUGAUUGGAACUUCAGCAGCCUAACCUUGAUACUAAGCUGUGGUCCUGAAGAGGAAAAUGAGACAAACUACGAGACUCUCGUAAAAUUGCAAAUAAACAGGAGAUUGGUAUAUCUACGAGGAGGUUCUAAACCGCAUUCGGUGUGCGAAAGAUAUUCACAGAAGGAACAAUACAAUAUAGCUGCGAUAGCAGAAGACUUCGAAAGUUCAGGAACUGUCUAUACCUGUCGCCACUUUAAGGAUCCUAUCAUCGAGGAAGUGAGUUUACUGGAUAGUAAACCAGUUUUUAUAGAACAGUUCCGGAAUAUGCACGGAAAACCUAUCCGAACAGCGGCAGAUCUCUUAUCCCCGCGUUCCAUGAUUUAUGUGGAUGCAAAGACCGGUGAAAUGAAGACAACAGGCUAUGUGGCCAAUUUGGUUAACACUUUCGCUGAGAGAGUAAAUGCUACCUUGGAAUUAGAAGUUUUGGCCAAAAAAUUGAUCGUAAAGGAAAUUUUAGGAAUGGUGGAAAACGAACAGCUGGACAUUGGGAUCACCCUAGAAUCCUCUUUUCGAAUGACAUUCAUAGACAUUUCCAGUUAUCCGUACAUUCUGACAUCGUAUUGCCUGAUGGUUCAGGUUCCAGCAAAGUUGCCGUACAAUUUGGUGUAUGCCAUGAUAAUAGAUCCGCUCGUCCUGGGAAUAAUCUUUGUGUUGUUCUGCCUGCUCUCUGUCCUGCUGAUAUAUAGCCAGAAAAUGUCAUGGCAGGAUCUAAGUCUAGCCAACAUAUUACUCAAUGAUAAGAGCCUGCGAGGACUCCUGGGCCAAUCCUUUCCGUUUCCAUUGAAUGCUAGCAAAAAGCUGAGGCUGAUUUUCACCAUUUUAUGCUUCGCAAGCAUUAUGCUUAACACGAUGUACGAUGCCUACUUGCAAUCCUUCUUCACGAACCCGCCAUCUGAACCAGAAAUCGGCUCAUUCGAGGAUAUUGGUAGCUAUAACCGAAGAAUUGCAAUGCCUGCACUGGAGGUUAAUGGUUUAAUCAAGACCAAUAAUUCACACUUCAAGGAGAUUCGCGUAGAUGAUCUAGAAAUUUUCGAUAAUAUGCCGGAGUGCUAUAAACUGCGCGACGCCUUCAACCUGAGCUACAACUAUGUGGUAACCGGAGAUCGCUGGAGAUCCUACGCGGAACUGCAGACGCUUUUCAAGGAGCCCGUCUUCUACUAUGCGAGGGACUUGUGCUUCUCCAGACUGAUCUUCUUGUCGGUUCCCCUGCGCAGACACCUGCCAUAUCGUCAUCUCUUCGACGAGCACAUGAUGCAGCAGCAUGAAUUCGGCUUUGUGAACUAUUGGAUGAGCCACAGCUUCUUCGACAUGGUGAGACUGGGUCUGACGCCUCUCAAGGAUCUGAGUAGGCCAUUAGCUUACACUCCAAGCCUGUUAAUGGAUGACGUCUCGUGGAUACUGAAAAUCUACUUGGCAGCUGUUGUACUCUGCGUUCUCUGCUUCCUAUUGGAAAUUGGAGUGGACAUGUGGAAACGCAGAAUGAAAUUCAGAAAUCUACGAAUUCUAAACACCUAUUAA
Drosophila teissieri is the source of this 2778-nucleotide messenger RNA. RefSeq lists its product as uncharacterized. NCBI's taxonomy places the organism in Eukaryota, Metazoa, Arthropoda, Insecta, Diptera, Drosophilidae. Bases 1 to 2778 code for a protein of 925 amino acids. The record is from RefSeq and is a predicted model, not a curated record. The transcript is spliced from 3 exons.